This is a messenger RNA of Dicentrarchus labrax (European seabass), 4175 nucleotides long. It is a transcript of the gene hsf1, whose product is annotated as heat shock transcription factor 1. The transcript is spliced from 17 exons. Lineage: Eukaryota; Metazoa; Chordata; Actinopteri; Moronidae. Gene Ontology annotation, molecular function: sequence-specific DNA binding; DNA-binding transcription factor activity. The record is from RefSeq and is a predicted model, not a curated record. Bases 283 to 2094 code for a protein of 603 amino acids. Gene Ontology annotation, biological process: regulation of DNA-templated transcription.
CUAUCGUGACGUAAUCAAGCCGCGACAGGCAGCUAGCUACGCAGUUGUUUGUUGGAUCGGAUUUGUUGGAAUUUUCCACUGCGGACUUUAAGAGACUCGGACCCGAACCCUGACCCAGCGGAGACCGCCACAGACCGCCACAGACCAGAGCCAGGACCCACUUGUGUGUGAUCCGGGUCCGAGCGCGUUCCGGUUCCGUGUGGACCGUCAGCCCGUCCGGAGGCUCACUGGUAGCAUCGGUAGCAUCGGUAGCAUCGGUAGCUCAAUGUGCGUUUGAUCCUGAUGGAGUGUCCCGGAGGAGGAGCGGGAGGGGCGGUGCUGUCCGGAGGGAACGUCCCGGCCUUUCUCACCAAACUGUGGACCCUGGUGGAGGACCCGGACACCGACCCGCUCAUCUGCUGGAGCCCGAGCGGAACCAGCUUCCAUGUGUUCGAUCAGGGUCGGUUCUCUAAGGAGGUUCUACCAAAGUUCUUCAAACACAACAACAUGGCCAGUUUCAUCAGACAGCUGAACAUGUAUGGGUUUCGUAAAGUGGUUCACAUCGAGCAGGGCGGUCUGGUGAAACCAGAGAGAGAUGACACAGAGUUCCAACAUCCGUUCUUCAUCCGAGGACAAGAACAUCUGCUGGAGAACAUCAAACGCAAAGUCACCAACGUGUCGUCUGUGCGCCAGGAGGAAGUGAAGAUGUCGACAGAUGAAGUGAACAAGAUCCUAAACGACGUCCAGCUGAUGAAGGGGAAACAGGAAACUAUAGACUCCAGGAUCAUCGCCAUGAGACAUGAGAAUGAGGCUCUGUGGAGAGAAGUGGCCAGUCUGAGACAGAAGCACGUUCAGCAGCAGAAAGUUGUCAACAAGUUGAUCCAGUUCCUGGUGUCUCUCGUCCAGUCCAACCGGGUCCUGGGAGUCAAGAGGAAGAUUCCUCUGAUGCUGAAUGACUCUAGCUCCACCCACUCUGUGCCUAAAUACAGUCGGCCGUUCUCAUUGGAGCACAUGCAGGCUGCAGCCAGUCUGUUCUCAGCUGACUCCCCAGUGAAUUCUGGACCAAUAAUCUCUGACAUCACAGAGGUUGCCACGCCCACAGCUGAGGAUGUGGUCAGUGAUUGGACGGAUGCAGGAGAGAGCCAAUCAGUCAACGUCAAACAGGAACCAUCCAGUCCUGAUGUGGAAGUGUGUUCUUCUCUGGAGGGCGGAGCUUUACCUGUAGACACGCCGCUCUCACCCACCACCUUCAUAAACUCCAUCCUACAGGACAGCGAGACGCAGCUGACCCCAAAUACCUCCACCACCAAUCCUACAACAGCCAGUCCAAUUGUUUUGGUGAGCCCUGCUUCCACUGGGCCCCUCCCACCAACCCCAGCCAGCCAAUCACCUGCUUCCGUUCCCAUCCCAGAUACUGCCCCCAGCCCCUCCAAAACUCAGCAGAAAUGUCAGACCAUCGCCUGUAUUGACAGACCCCGCCCCCCUCCCUCUGCAGGUGGAGUCUCACCUGACGUUUGGCGCUUCUUAUCAACACGAUCUGACAAGUCAGAACUGUCUGAUCAUGUGGACAGUAUUGACAACAGUCUAGAAAACCUGCAGAGCAUCCUGAACACGCAAACCUUCACCUUCGACACUUCCCCACUCAUGGAGUUCUUCAGUUCGUCCUGUCCAUCUGGAGACUUUGACCUCGACAGUUUGGAUACUCUACUUUCUGAAGAAGUCCCUAAAGGAAGUGAUGAAAGCACCGCCAACCACACAGGUAACAACGCACUGACUCAGGUAACACAGGAAACACUGACACAGGAAACAGGAAACACAGACACAGGAAACACAGGAAACACUGACACAGGAAACACUGACACAGGAAACACAGGAAACACUGACACAGGAAACACUGACUCAGGAAACACAGGAAACACUGACUCAGGAAACACAGGAAACACAGACUCAGGAAACACAGGAAACACUGAGACAGGUAACAGGAAACAGGAAACACUGACACAGGAAACAGGAAACACUGACACAGGAAACACAGGAAACACUGACACAGGAAACACAGGAAACAGUGACUCAGGAAACACAGGAAACACUGACUCAGGAAACAGGAAACACUGACACAGGAAACAGGAAACACUGACACAGGAAACAGGAAACACUGACACAGGAAACAGGAAACACUGAGACAGGUAACAGGAAACAGGAAACACUGACACAGGAAACAGGAAACACUGACACAGGAAACAGGAAACACUGACACAGGAAACACAGGAAACACUGACACAGGAAACACAGGAAACACUGACUCAGGAAACACAGGAAACACUGACACAGGAAACAGGAAACACUGACACAGGAAACACUGACACAGGAAACAGGAAACACUGACACAGGAAACAGGAAACACUGACACAGGAAACAGGAAACACUGACACAGGAAACAGGAAACACUGACACAGGAAACAGGAAACACUGACUCAGGAAACAGGAAACACAGACUCAGGUAACAGGAAACACUGACACAGGAAACAGGAAACACUGACACAGGAAACAGGAAACACUGACACAGGAAACACAGGAAACACUGACUCAGGAAACACAGGAAACACUGACACAGGAAACACAGGAAACACUGACACAGGAAACACUGACUCAGGAAACACAGGAAACACUGACACAGGAAACAGGAAACACUGACACAGGUAACAGGAAACACUCACACAGGUAACAGGAAACAGGAAACACUGAUGACACAGGAAACACUGACACAGGAAACAGGAAAGACUGACACAGGAAACAGGAAACACUGACACAGGAAACACUGACACAGGAAACACUGACACAGGAAACAGGAAACACUGACACAGGAAACACAGGAAACACUGACACAGGAAACACAGGAAACACUGACACAGGAAACAGGAAACACUGACACAGGAAACAGGAAACACUGACACAGGAAUGUUGUUGAAUGUUAUAAAGAGUUCGGUCUAGACCUGCUCUAUUUGAAAAGUGUCCUGAGAUAACUUCUGUUAUGAAUUGGCGCUAUACAAAUAAAACUGAAUUGAAUUGAAUUGACUCAGGUCACACAGGAAACACUGACACUGAUUUUAUUGAAUGCCUGUUGUCAUGGUGACUCUGUGCUGCUUUCUGAUUGGUCCAGGGAAGCAGCUGGUGCAUUACACGGCCACACCUGUCCUGAUGUCUGAACCAAUCAGCUUGGGGGAGGGCGGAGUUGACCUGCCCUCCCUGCUGGAGAUGGAGGCGGAGCCUUUCUUCAGCACUGACCCACCCACCGAUGACCCGGCUGCCCUGCUUAGCCACGCCCACCUGGACUCUGACCUCUGACCUCUUCAGAGGGGGCAGGGACGUAGAAUGUGAUUUAUCAGUCACCAUAGCAACGGGACAGUCUGAGCGCUGACUCAGCAGCAGCAAUAGAUGAUGAAAUCAAUCGAUCAGCUGUAGAUCAAUCAGUAGGUCAAAGGUCAUGUUUUUAUUAUGCAGUCGAUAUUAACAGUUUAUAUACCUGUGUCUUCUUCUACUCUUUUUAUUUUAGCUGUCUUUGCUGCUUUAAUGAAACGUUCUCAGAGAACAGAGUCAACCUGCUCUCAGGUGUGACAGGAUCAUGUGACCCAGCUGUUCUCUGUGUUCUGCAUGUUGAUUGGUUGUUUAAAAUGUAGAAGAUGAACAGAAUCUUAUCUAAAUAUUUUUGGAAGAGUUUAUUAUGAAUGAAAAGUGUUAAUUGUCGCCCAAUGACCCUUGUUACCAUGGAGAUGCAUUUAUUUGACCUGUUGGAUCAAUAUCAGUUCUGGUUAAUCAGAUCAGGUAUCAGCCACGAUGUCAUUGAUCUGCAUUAAGUGAUGAGAGAGACAGACAGACAGACAGACAAUGCACAGUGUUGAUUUGAGUUCCUCUUUUAAAAUGACGGACAGAAGAUCAAUAUUUAAACAUCACAUCUGGCUGUUGAUUGGUUGAUCAGAACUGAUCCACAAACAGGAAGUUGCCCUUCAGUAUAAAGCGUUUGUCAUUACCAUGUUUACUUUGGUAAUGUUUAAAUUUAAACGUGAAUGAAAUGUGUUUGACCCACCUGACAGCGCUCCAGCUGCCGGGGGGAGAGGGAUUGUGGGAAAUAAAGACGAGGGUCAAAGGUCAGAUAAAAUGUUGAAAACACUUCAGUUGAAUAAAACCUUUUAAACCAA